Molecule: messenger RNA, 741 nt
Organism: Didymodactylos carnosus
Lineage: Eukaryota; Metazoa; Rotifera; Eurotatoria; Philodinida; Philodinidae
Source: the annotation of a GenBank genome assembly
AUGUCAACGAUAAGUAGUAAUCGUUUUGAAGAUUGUAUAUUUGACAUGAUACAUAACGAAAAAAACAUGAACGAUGAAUGUUUUUGUACACCUCAAGAUAUUUUCUCUUGUGUAUUUGGAGAGACAUCAAAUAAUUUUGAAAUAGAUGAUAUUAGUCGUGCAACACAUAAUAUGAAUAUCGUUGGCAGUAAAGCUUACUCAAAAGCAGUUGGUGGACCAGUGGUUGAUGGUAUAUUCGAUGGGCGUCAAAUAAUAACAUCAACAUCAACAUUAGAUUUAAAUAGUAAUAACAAUAAAUCGUCGAGUGCUGCUCGUUAUAAAACCGAAUUAUGUCGAUCAUUUCAAGAAACAGGGUUGUGUAAAUAUGAUACCAAAUGCCAAUUUGCUCAUGGUCAUGAUGAAAUUCGAUCAUUACAUCGUCAUCCAAAAUACAAAACAGUGCUAUGCCUUAUUUUACAAGAUUCUGCUUCUACUAAGUCUGCAAUGUCAUCGAAUGAUGGUGUAAACUAUGGUGUAUUUAGUAGUUCAAUGUCAUCUCAUUCAAUUUCUCCUCGUUCCAUUUCACCAUCGAAUAGUCCAACAACAUCAGCCAGUUCCGAAUGUGGUUCAGAUGAUGAUAGCAGUAUUACAGGAUAUCGUCAACAUAGUCAUCAAUUACAACAACCAUCGCAAUAUACAAGAAUUCAUUCAGACUCAUCGUCAAUUGAUGAUUAUACAUAUUAUCAUGUUUCUUUGAAUUAA